Molecule: messenger RNA, 7560 nt
Organism: Brienomyrus brachyistius
Lineage: Eukaryota; Metazoa; Chordata; Actinopteri; Osteoglossiformes; Mormyridae
Product: neurexin-3a
Exons: 22
Coding region: 862-5940 (1692 amino acids)
Source: RefSeq, a predicted model, not a curated record
AGUUAUUGGUGCAGUGAUGCAAAGGACACCGUUUCCCUGCCUCUGCCCAGCUCCGCCGUACGUAUAAAUGCUGUUGAGGUGCGUCCUUGUGUUUGACAUGAAAGUAUGUCAGUCCGGGUUAACGCUGGAUCUCCAGGCCUGCGCGGCUUUCACAGGAUACGCCUUUAAAUGGCGUGCAUGGUACUAAAGGGAGGGCGGACCGCGCUGGCCGUGUGUGAAAAUCCCGUGAUUGCCCGUCAGGCGCGCCGAGCCAAGCCGAGCCCAGCCGAGCCCAGCCCAGCGCUCUCUGUGAUGUGCGGCUGUACGCGGAGAGGGACGGCGCUCCGCUCCGAGACCCGCAGCGCUGCUCCGGACCUUCGCACUCAUCGCUGGUUUUAAACGCGGACCCAAAGCGACAAAACAUGCCAUAGGAAAGUGAAUGUGGAUUAUCGUGCUUUUGGAUACCUUUGCUGUAACUGAGUAACGGGAUUUAAAGGACAUCGUGUCAGUCCGUUGGACUGAGGCACCCUGAGGUCAAUAUGAGGAACGUCGUGAUGCCGACGACAGCCCGAAGACCCGCCUCUACGGGAUGUGGCCUGGCACAUUUGUGUAGCCUUGGCCGUGCAGCCUGAAGAGCAGGGGAGCCCAGGGCGGGCGGGCUGGAGCGUUGCGUCCUCUCCAUGGCCUUAGCUCUGCCACGUGUCUCCCUUCCACCAUUCUGCUCCAGCUGAAGACUUCUCUCAUCAGAUCGUAUUAGUGACAUAUUUCUGUGUGCGUGCCGUGGGAUGUACAUGGGAUCUAUCACUCUGUGAGCCAAAGCAAAUUCAAUGGUAUCUUACUGUUAAGGAUCAUAGCUCCCCACACCCACCGGUGCAACCUACAAUGAGUUCCCUCUGCUGUUGGGUCACAGUGCAGCUGCUGCUCAGUACUUUGCUAGGCCUGUGUUCCAGCCUGGAGUUUACAGGGGUCCCGGACCAGUGGGCCCGCUACUUGCGCUGGGACGCCAGCACCAGAAGUGACCUGAGCUUUCAGUUCAAGACGGACCUGUCCACUGCCCUGCUGCUGUACUUUGACGACGGUGGCUACUGUGACUUCCUGCAGCUUAUGGUGGUCGACGGCAAGCUGCAGUUGCGCUUUAGCAUCGACUGCGCUGAGGCAACCAUAGUCUCCAGCAAACGCGUCAACGACAGCAACUGGCACUUUGCCACACUCAGCAGGUACAAUCUGCGGACCGUCCUGGGGCUGGACAGCGAGACCAAAGUGGCUGAGGUGCGGCCGCAGAGGCAGUACAUGAAAAUCGUCAGCGACCUCUUCCUGGGGGGUGUCCCGCAGGACAUCCGCCCCUCCGCCCUGACGUUGCCCCUCGUGAAGGACCAGCCACCAUUCAGGGGACUUAUCACAGACCUGAAGUAUGGCACCCAGGGCCCGAGACUCCUCAGUAGUCAGAAAGUAGGCCUGGACAUGGAAGGCCUCUGCUCGGUGAACCCCUGUGAGAACGGAGGCAGCUGCUCGUUGGUAGAUGGGGAGCCGCUGUGCGAUUGCUCAAAAACCGAGUAUAUUGGGCGCUUCUGCGACCAAGUGUUGGGAGAGUUCCCGUCUGGUUCCCUGACAGUGGAGAGUGGGACAGAUGACAUGCAGAAAGUUCCCUGCAGGUUGCCUGCGGGCAUGCACAGGGCUGGAGCCUCAGCAUGCAUGAUGACAGACGUCAACAGUUUUCCAGGUUUCUCACACAUGAUGAUGGCCGAGCAAGCUAGAGAUGAGAAUGUGGCCACCUUUCGCGGCUCCGAGUACUUCUGCUACGAUCUGUCCCAGAACCCCAUCCAAAGCAGCAGCGACGAGAUCACGCUCUCCUUCAAGACGUGGCAGCGCAACGGGCUCAUACUGCACACGGGCAAGUCGGCCGACUACGUCAACCUGGCACUGAAGGACGGCGCUGUGUCCCUCGUCAUCAACCUGGGCUCCGGGGCCUUCGAGGCUCUGGUGGAGCCAGUGGACAUCAAGUUCAACGACAACAUGUGGCAUGACGUCAAAGUCACACGCAACCUGCGGCAGGUGACCAUCUCAGUGGACGGCAUACUCACCACCACUGGCUACACCCAGGAAGAUUACACCAUGCUAGGCUCCGACGACUUCUUCUACGUGGGCGGGAGUCCCAGUACAGCAGACCUGCCUGGAUCUCCUGUCAGCAACAAUUUCAUGGGCUGCUUGAAAGAGGUUGUGUACAAAAACAAUGACAUCAGGUUGGAGUUAUCACGGCUGGCCAGGAUUAUGGACCCCAAGAUGAAGAUCCAGGGUGAUGUGGUCUUCAGAUGUGAGAACGUUGCUACCUUGGAUCCAAUCUCCUUUGAGACUCCCGAGGCUUACAUCAGUCUACCUAAGUGGAACACCAAGCGGAUGGGCUCCAUCUCCUUCGACUUCCUCACCUCAGAACCCAAUGGACUGAUCCUGUUCACCCAUGGCAAGCCUCAGGACAGAAAGGACACACGAAGUCAAAAGAACACCAAGGUGGACUUCUUUGCCGUGGAGCUUCUGGAUGGUAGUCUUUACCUGCUACUGGACAUGGGCUCUGGAACCAUCAAAGUCAAGGCAACAGACAAAAAGGUCAACGAUGGCAACUGGUACCACGUAGACAUACAACGAGAUGGAAGAUCAGGCACCAUCUCGGUGAACAGCCGCCGCACGCCUUUCACUGCCAGCGGGGAGAGCGAGAUCCUGGACCUGGAGGGGGAAAUGUAUCUGGGCGGGCUCCCUGAAAACCGGGCAGGCCUCAUCCUGCCCACCGAGCUCUGGACGGCCAUGCUCAACUACGGCUACGUGGGCUGCAUCCGGGACCUGUUCAUCGACGGGCGCAGCAAGGACAUCCGGCAGAUAGCCGAAGCUCAGAACGGCGCCGGCAUCAAGCCGUCCUGCAGCAAGGUGGCGGGGAAGCAGUGCGAGAGUCACCCCUGCAAGAAUAACGGCGUGUGCCGGGAGGGAUGGAACCGCUUCAUCUGUGACUGCAAGGGGACCGGCUUCUGGUCCCGGACCUGCGAGAGAGAAGCUUCUAUCCUGAGCUAUGACGGCAGCAUGUACAUGAAGGUGGUCAUGCCCAUGGUGAUGCACACGGAGGCGGAGGACGUGUCUCUCCGCUUUAUGUCCCAGCGCGCCUACGGUCUGCUCAUGGCCACCACAUCGCGUGACUCUGCCGACACUCUCCGUCUGGAGCUGGACGGUGGCCGUGUCAAGCUGACGGUCAACCUAGACUGUAUCAGGAUAAACUGUAACUCCAGCAAAGGCCCGGAGACCUUGUAUGCUGGACAAAAACUCAAUGAUAAUGAGUGGCACACAGUCCGGGUGGUCCGGAGGGGUAAAAGCUACAGACUGACAGUUGAUGAUGACAUGGCAGAAGGUCAGAUGGCGGGUGACCACACGCGCCUGGAGUUCCACAACAUCGAGACGGGCGUGAUGACGGAGCGACGUUUUGUCUCCGUCAUCCCGUCCAGCUUCAUCGGCCACCUGCAGAGCCUCAGGUUCAACGGCAUGCUCUACAUCGACCUCUGCAAAAACGGCGACAUCGACUUCUGCGAGCUCAACGCCCGCUUCGGCAUGCGCUCUAUCAUCGCUGACCCCGUCACCUUCAAGACCAAGAGCAGCUACCUAAGUCUGGCCACUCUACAGGCCUACACCUCCAUGCACCUCUUCUUCCAGUUCAAAACUACCUCCCCAGAUGGCUUCAUCCUCUUUAACAGCGGGGAUGGCAACGACUUCAUCGCCGUAGAGCUGGUUAAGGGGUACAUCCACUACGUGUUCGACCUAGGCAACGGGCCCAACGUCAUCAAGGGCAGCAGUGACAGGGCUCUCCAUGACAACCAGUGGCACAACGUCGUCAUCACCAGGGACAACAACAACAUACACACGCUAAAGGUGGACGCCAAAGCAGUGAGUCAGGUGGUCAACGGUGCCAAAAACCUCGAUCUGAAAGGAGACUUGUACAUUGCUGGCCUUGGACCCGGAAUGUACAGCAACCUGCCCAAGUUGGUGGCUUCCCGGGAAGGCUUCCAGGGCUGUCUGGCCUCCGUGGACCUGAACGGCCGGCUGCCAGACCUGAUCAAUGAUGCGCUGUUCCGCAGCGGGCAGAUCGAGAGAGGAUGCGAAGGCCCGAGCACCACCUGCCAGGAGGACUCGUGUGCCAACAUGGGUGUGUGCAUCCAGCAGUGGGAGAACUACACCUGCGAUUGCUCCAUGACCACCUACUCCGGCACACACUGCAAUGACCCUGGCACCACAUUCAUCUUCGGCAAAGGCGGAGGGCUCAUCGCGUUCACCUGGCCUGCCAAUGACCGCCCCAGCACUCGCACGGACCGCCUGACCGUGGGCUUCAGCACCUCACUGAAGGACGGCAUCCUGGUGCGCGUGGACAGUGCCCCCGGCCUCGGAGACUACCUCAUGCUGCACAUUGAGCAAGGCAAAAUUGGCGUCACCUUCAACAUUGGGAUCAUCGACAUUAGCGUGAAGGAAACUGGCGUUCCGGUGAACGAUGGAAAGUACCAUGUGGUGCGCUUCACCAGGAAUGGGGGCAACGCCACUUUGCAGGUGGACAACUGGGCCAUCAAUGAGCACUUCCCAACAGGCAACAGUGAUAUUGAGCGUCUUCAGAUGGCAAAUAAGAAAAUCCCAUUCAAAUAUACCCGGCCAGUUGAAGAAUGGCUACAGGACAAAGGCCGCCAGUUAACAAUCUUCAACACCCAGGCCACUAUCACUGUAGGAGGAAGCGACCGCGGGAGGCCGUUUCAAGGUCAACUGUCUGGUCUCUACUACAACGGGUUGAAGGUGCUGACCAUGGCAGCAGAAGGCAACCCCAACAUCCGGACCAAUGGCAGCGUGCGCCUAGUGGGCGAGGUGCCCUCGGUGCCAGGCUCGGGCACAACCACCUCUAUUCCACACGAGAUGUCCACUACCUUCAUCGAGACCACCACCACCAUGUCCACCACCACCACACGCAAGCACAGGUCCUCCCCCACCAUCCAGACAUCAGAUGACAUUGUAUCAUCAGCCGAGUGCUCCAGCGAUGACGAAGACCUGGAGGAGUGCGACUCGGGAAACGCAGGUGGGCUAGGAGGAGAGUUGUUAGUAAUCCCCAUAAUCGAGCCCUUAGAUGCCGGUCCCCUAGCUAGCCGUGCACCUUCCAUCCCCCUCCCCCUCACCGUUACCGAGAGCUCCAAAGCGUCCACCGAGGCGGGCUUACCUCGCGUGCCGGACCAAGGCGCCGACGAUUACCGCGAUGGCUCGGUGAUAUCUGGGUAUGGCUCAGGGCGAGCGCUCGACUCUAACCUACCCCCUACCGAUGAUGAUGAUGAUGGUGACGAUGAAGAUUUUUACACCACCUUCUCCUUGGUAACAGAUAAGACCUUGUCCACGUCGGCCUUCGAAGGGGGCUACAAAGCUCAUGCGCCUAAGCGGGAAUCCAAGGACUUUAGACCUAACAAAGCCGCUGGGUCCGGUAGGACUACCACUACCAUGGCCCCCAAAGCCCCUGCGGGCAAAAUGAAUAACCCAGAGCUAAAAGCCCAGCCAGACCUAGUGUUACCGGCACCUCCCCUGCCCACUUCCCGCCAGCUAGACAGCACAAAGCCGAAGAAGCGCCUAAUAACCUCCCCCGUGUUCCGUGAUGUACCCACAGCAAACCCCACGGAGCCGGGCACCAAGCGCGUUCCGGGGGCUUCCGAGGUGGUCCGCCAAUCUAGCAGCACCACGGGAAUGGUCGUCGGAAUUGUUGCCGCAGCUGCUCUGUGCAUCCUCAUUCUCCUGUAUGCCAUGUAUAAGUACAGGAACAGGGACGAGGGAUCGUACCAAGUGGAUGAAAGCAGGAACUACAUCACCAACUCGGCACAGAGCAAUGGUGCUGCUCUCAAGGAAAAGCAGCAAAGUGGAAAACUCAGUAGCAAGAAACAAAAAAACAAAGACAAAGAAUAUUACGUCUGAGAAAAAAAAAGACACACGCCAAGCGACUUACGCAAAGGAGCUAAAGGAGUCGGCAAACUCGCCCUGUAACAUAAAGCACCCUUCCUUACCCACUUACUUAAACUACCGCCAGCGUACUGAGAAAGCCGAUAGCUACCUUAGGCAUUGUCAAUAUCUUCUAUUGGGCCCGAGACGUAACCCGCCAAUUGGCUUAGAUUACUUUAUGGUUCCAUGAUUCAAGUGACUAUUAGAGGUACGUCAUCCUUGGUGUAAACCUCAUUUGUUGUAACCCUGUACAAAGAAACAAACGAUGCAAAAAAAAAAAAAAAACUUUGGCUGUUUCGAGCAUGUAUGAGACAUGUAGCGCCGGUAAUUUCAAAGUGUGGGUCAGGAAAACAAAAAAAACUUAAACAAUCAUUGUAGAAGAAGAAGAAAAAAAUGACUUUUGCCAUAACAAAAGAUGACUAAUUUGUAUAGUUUCUACAUUACUAUAAAGUGUGGUGUCUCAUUUUUGCCACGAGCAAAAAUAUAUCUAUCUAUCUAUAUAUACACACACAGACAUACUUAAAGAGAGCAAAGGAUAUAUAGAGAUAUAUAGACAGAUCGUCUAGGCUCAGACAGUACGUAACUGGACACAACGUACGACCGGUAUAGUGCCCGAUCGCUCAAGCGUGCCACAUGCCAUCCGCGUCGCUACAUGAAACCACCGGGCCAAAUAGACACGACGGAGUAAACAAAAGGUAGAUUCCUUUUUUCGGGCGGGGCCAUUCACGCCUACGUCUCCCCCCCCCCCCCCCCCCCCCCCGUCUCACUGCGACGGGAACGACGUCCGUGUCUACCGGAGGACCGUGACGACUGGCAGACGGGAUGUUUCGGCGAAUCAAUCUCAUGUGAAAAGUGUGAAUUUUAUCUGGUGUCACAGUCGACUGUGUCAAACAACAAAUUUGUUUACAUAUUUUAUUACAUACUAGCUGUUGUACUUUGUAGGUAGAUAUUGUACAUAACAUUUGAGUUGUAAUUUUUUUAGUAAUUUUAUUGUACAGACGACUGAUCGUUCCGUUUAUCGGUGUAUUUCAUGAAGAAAAGACAAUAUCUAUCUACGACUUAUCUGAUACAAAGAGACUUUGAAGCCAAGAAGAAAAAAUAAUAUUACAGAUAAUAAAGACACAUAUUUUAUAAUGAAAGGAGAAAAUAAAUCAUUAUUGUUAGGGAUAGAAAAUUAUUCUUUCUUUCUCGCUGAUGUUUCUAAGUCGCAUGAAUAUUUGACUACUGAAAGCUGUCCGACAAAUACAAAAUGCCCUUAAUUGUAUCAAAGCUUCCUUGUUACUUUUAACAAUGUAUUUAUUUUUCUUUUCAAAAAUAUUUAGAAAACCACACUAAAGAGCGAGUAUUACGGAUGCCACGGUGCACUCUGGGCAUGCCGCUCCUAUCGGCCUUUCUCCGUCAUUCCGUCUACCGCUCGGCUGUCAGUCUUCUCCCUAUAGCGUUUUUUCCCAUCUGUCUCCCUACCAAAUGAUGCGUGCACACUGCAAAUGCUCGCUUUUGUUUUUUAACUGAAUUCAAAUCCAUGUAUAUUUAUUUUUGAUUAUUUAACUUCUUCUGAGCCCAGCAUCUAUUCAAAAAUAAAAAGUUUUAACAUCA